Messenger RNA from Macrosteles quadrilineatus (aster leafhopper), 3772 nucleotides. Its product is annotated as WASH complex subunit 4-like. Lineage: Eukaryota; Metazoa; Arthropoda; Insecta; Hemiptera; Cicadellidae. Bases 140 to 3565 code for a protein of 1141 amino acids. The record is from RefSeq and is a predicted model, not a curated record. Gene Ontology annotation, cellular component: endosome; WASH complex. Gene Ontology annotation, biological process: endosome organization; endosomal transport. The transcript has 19 exons.
UAACCUGUUAAGUAAAACUAACUGAUUUGUUUGAGAGACAAUUAAUUAGGUGUAAGUAAUUAAUAAUAUAAUGCAUUAAUUUCAAAUACAGUAUUCCUCCUGCGCGAGAUAAAUAUUUUAGUUAAAAACCAACCCAACGAUGUGGGACGAUGAGGAAUGGGAAAAGAAACCGAUUCAGGAAGGACUUCACAGACAUGCUGGAGAGCUUGUUUUGCAAACAUAUGGGAACUUUUUAGAAGAGUAUAGUUCACAACUUCAAGCCAUUCAAGAAGUAGUAUCCGUGAAUAAUGAACUAAAGUUUUACCCUGUUCAAAUUCAGAUUGAACCUGAAGAAAGUGGUCCAGUUACUGAUCUAGUAGACACAAACAACAAAAUACUAAACAAGGUUAUCAUCGUGUUUUCAACUCUUUGUUUAGAAGUGAGAGCACUUGAAGAAGAACUCAAUUCCCAGUACUUGGAUACUCUCUUGUACUAUGGUGAAGGAGUGGAUACAAACGCUCUGGAGGGACAACCUCAGCUGAUGAUAAGUAAACUCCUGCCUGUACUCCAAGAUCUGAUGAGUUUUGUGAAAAGAUGCUACCAAGUGGUCAACCAACUAGUUUUGCAGCUCAUAGCGUUCUAUGCUCUUGCAAAAGAAAACUCAAAAUCCCUUACACCAGCUGAUCUUCAUAUGCAAGAUGUACUAGAGCACACGGGGCAACUCCUGGUAAUGUUGGUCACACUGGAUGAAGUGCUGAUGAGUCAUAUGACCCUGAGGGACCAUUGGAACUGCUAUCAGCACUCGGUCAGCAAAGCAGUCCACGAAUCUGCAAGAUUCCAUGUUGACUCCGGCAAAACAAAGAUGCUUGGCAAAAUGCUAAAGCAAAUAAACUCUACACUUCUUAGUGGAACCAUCUUUCAGAAUGUCUUACAACUACCAUUUGAAAGAAAUGGUCCUGCUACAAAAAACUCUGAGCUAUCGGAAGAAAUGGAUAAGUACAUUAGGAGUGCUUUAAAUGAAGUAGAGACAAAGGUUUUGACAGAUCCAGAGGUCCAGAUGACGUGGGCCAGUGUUUGUACGUUAUACACAUUCUAUGUUCAUCUGUUUGGUUCCUCAGAUAAGAAGCUGUUCAAACAAUUCUGGGAAUUAAGUAAAAAAGUGCCGUCAGUAACUCUGAAUGGCAACAUAGUCUGGUUCCCGGAUCAGUUCUUAUGUCAACACCUGACACAUUUAUCUAAGAAGUUGGUGGAUAAGAAGGCUCAAGAAGCUGUAGUAAAUGCUAGGAUUAACUAUAUCCAAAUAUCUAGUUCCAAUCUGCCUAAACUUAUCUCCUCUUUCUCAUUCCAGGUUUUUGCAUGGAUCUUACAAAUGGAGUCAAUUUUGAAAAAAGACCUAGCAAAUUUCAAAGUUGAUGACAUAAAGGUUAUGUGCAAUUAUUAUCUGGAGGGUAUCCAACUGAGCUUGAAGAUGCACAAGCUGUUGACGAACCUGACAAAUCUACAUGGGUCAAUGGCCAAGCCCAUGACCAAGUCGUCAGUCAUUGGUCUCUGCCGCCUCGUGGAACUAGUCAAAACAGUCAGGGAGACAUAUCUUCGUAACCAGGCUGUGAUAGCUCGUAGUGUGGGACAUAUCAUUCAGCGACUCUCCUUUCAAGCUUUAUCCAUUAUAGCUGCAGCUAAGAAAGGCCUGAUGUCGGACAAGAAGUUUAGUGAAAAGCAUGUAGACAUGUUGUCAUCCCUAGUCCUAGCAGAGAAAUGCCUCAACGGUCCUCCUACACGAGAAAGACUGCUGGUCGCUCGGAUCGCAUUGUCUGUUGCUAACCAGAAACAAACAUUCCGAGAUGAAGACUUAACCUCACUCUCAGUCACGUUAGCGUCUCUUGCCAGAAUACCUCGCCUCAUUCACCGUUUAGAGCAAGCUACCAACUGCAACUUCCUUUACUGGCACCGUGUUAUUCUGCCUAUAUACUUCACCGCUCUUUACGAGUCCAAAGGCCAUCUUCAUGGGAUUAAGUAUAUUCUGGAGGCCAUAGAAGACAGUGUCAAGGAUAUGCACGGCAGUUUGCAGCCUCAAAUAAUGCGGCCUCUGGAUGGAGAGAUCACUCAGCAACUCAAUGCAAAGAUCUUGAAACCUUUAUGCGAAGAGAUUGAAACAAACCUCAGAUUGCAUGCCCAUGCUCAUCUGCAGUCCCAGGAAAUCUCCUUACCCUCCCUCAAAGCAGAUUGUAAGAACAUAAUGUCGUUACCCCCAGUGCUCCUCUUUUGCCGUCUCAUCCACCUCAAAGGCAAAGUUGGGAACUACUUGGAGCAUACUUUUUACGACUUAACAACAGUAGCUCUUCACGAUUGGAGAACAUAUGGUGAAAUGAGAUGCCUGGCUCAGCACAAGUACAGGAUAUCGACUGUAGAAGAUACUCUACCUAGCCAGACAUUGGAACAGGGAUUGGAUGUUUUGGAGAUAAUGAGGAAUAUUCAUAUAUUUGUCUCCAAGUACCAGUACAACCUCAACAACCAGAUAUUUAUAGAAUACUCCAGCAAUAACAAACAUCUCAACACCAUCAACAUCCGACACAUAGCCAACUCCAUCCGAACCCACGGCACUGGUAUCAUGAAUACCACGGUGAACUUCACAUACCAAUUCUUAAGAAAGAAACUGAUCACCUUCUCUCAGUUUCUUUAUGAUGAACAUAUCAAAUCUCGUUUGAUGAAGGACCUUUGCUUCUUCCGAGAUAACAAGGAACAGUUGGAUUCAAAAUAUUCCUAUGAGCGAGCGGAAAAGUUCAAUAGAGGAAUCCGUCGUCUUGGCGUCACUCCGGAUGGUCUGACCUAUCUUGAUCAGUUCAGGAUUUUAAUAACCCAAAUUGGUAACGCCAUGGGGUACGUACGCAUGAUAAGGUCUGGGGGUCUCCAUUGCUGCUCCAACGCCAUCCGCUACAUUCCUGACUUGGAGAACAUAGUCAGUCUAGAGGAGUUGACUAAGGAGGAGGGAUUGUCAGAGACCUGUGUACAAACUGCUGCUGCUCUAGACCAAGUCAUCACCAACAUGAGAAGAAAUCUGACUGAGGGCUCUGAAUACUUCAAGCUAUUGGUUGAUGUAUUUGCUCCUGUACUGAGAGACAAGAAGAACAGUCACUUAUGGAACUUCCACAUGAUUGUGCCUCCAUUGACGAUCAACUUUUGUGAGCACAUGAUAACAGCUAAGGAAAAGAUCAGCAAGAAGAGUAAAGUUGGUGCUUCCUUUACAGAUGACGGAUUUGCAAUGGGCAUUGCAUACGUGUUAAGUGUGCUCAACUUGAAUGCUGAGUUUGAGUCGCUCCACUGGUUCAAGUCCAUCAAGGACAAGUACAGCACGGAGCUGGCAAGUGUGGCCAAGCAGAAGCAGUUGUUGACUAAGGAGGAAGAGAAACUGCAGCAGACUCUCAAUCUGACUGCCAAGAGAUUGGAGAUAUACCACCAGGAGUUCCAGCUGCUCUUCUACAGCCUGAGCAGCGCUCAGGUGUUUUUCCAGAGGGACUUGACUCAGAGUCAAACUAAUCUUCCUCCAGGAGAAGAUAAAUCUAACCAAGACUCAUCAACCCAAAAGUAGCUAAUGUACCAUUAUCAUCGUAUGAAACAUAUACUACUACUAGUUAUUGCCUUGAUAAAAGUACAGCUGCGUACAUCUUGUUAUAAACCAAAUUUAGCUUUAAAAUAUUAUGUAUAUACAGAUUUUAUUUUUAGAAAAUGUAUAGUAUCGUUUAUAAAUAAAUCAUUUUGUAUUAUAUUGUUAAUCAGUGUUUAAAUUGUUAUGAAU